This is a messenger RNA of Suillus fuscotomentosus, 435 nucleotides long. RefSeq lists its product as uncharacterized. The coding region runs from base 1 to 435 and encodes 144 amino acids. Lineage: Eukaryota; Fungi; Basidiomycota; Agaricomycetes; Boletales; Suillaceae. The record is from RefSeq and is a predicted model, not a curated record. The transcript has a single exon.
AUGAACUACACCAACUACGAAACAGCUAUCGUCGAAGCCUAUGGGGUGCACCUUGUAGGAUGGCCUGAAGGUGUCGACUUUAUCAGCCCGUCGAACAUUGGCACAGUAGGUGACAUUCGCAGGCUUCGGGAUGCACUCAAGACUAGAAUGUGCUCUUGGACCACUCUGUCACCAGCGGAAGUCAAGGCUCACACCGCUGAACUCGAUGCACGCUGGUCAGCUGGGGAGGUGGUUCACAAGCCACGAAAAAAGUGUUCGGACGCUGGAGUAGCUCGGAAGCGCAAGGUUCUGCCCACAUCAAACAAGAAUAAUCGAAAAUCAUCAAAGAGGGCGAAGGAGGCCCCUGCUCGGCUUCGGGAAGCCCCAAAAAGUGCUGAAUUUGUAGAGUCAUCUGACGAGGAGGAGGAGGAGGAGGAGGAGGAGGAGGAUGAAUAA